Postia placenta MAD-698-R-SB12 is the source of this 1191-nucleotide messenger RNA. RefSeq lists its product as hypothetical. Bases 1 to 1191 code for a protein of 396 amino acids. The transcript has 12 exons. The record is from RefSeq and is a predicted model, not a curated record. NCBI's taxonomy places the organism in Eukaryota, Fungi, Basidiomycota, Agaricomycetes, Polyporales, Adustoporiaceae. Gene Ontology annotation, molecular function: 5-methyltetrahydropteroyltriglutamate-homocysteine S-methyltransferase activity; zinc ion binding.
AUGCCCCGCUCGUUGCAUCUGAACCCGCCUUUCCGCGCGGAGCACAUCGGGUCGUUCCUCCGCCCCGCGACGCUCGUGCAGAAGCGCUUCGACUACGAGGCGCAGAAGUGCUCGGCGGAGGAGCUGCGGGCGCUCGAAGAUGAGAGCAUCCCGGCGGUGGUGGCGCUCCAGCGGGAGGUGGGUGUGAAGACCAUCACCGACGGUGAGAUGCGGAGAGGUGCAUUCUAUGAGGGGAUGUUUGAGAAGCUCGAGGGCAUGACGCCCGUACCCAAUCGGCCGUUGUCGGAGUUCAAGCAAUACGUCCCCUAUGUCGCGAUUUUCAACAUGAUGGGAUUGACUGGCUACUCGUCCAUAUACUGCAGCAGCAAGAUACAGCGGAAGAGAGGCAUUCACACCGAAGACUUCGCAUUCCUGAAAGGCUUGGUGUCGCCCGAGGAGGUGAAGCGUAUCAAGGUCACUGUUUGCGGACCGACAUGGAUGCACCUGCGCCACGGCACGGAGUAUACAUACGACAAGUCUGUGUACAAGACUGAUGAGGAAUACUUUGCGGACCUCAUCCGCGUCUACCGUGAGGAGCUCGCCGCUCUCUACGAGCUCGGGUGUCGCCACAUCCAGUUCGACGACCCGACGUUCGCGUUCUUCUGUGCCGACUCGAUGAUUGUCGGCAUGGAGCAGGCGGGGGUUGACCACGAAGCGCUGCUCAGCCAGUAUAUCGACGUGUACAACGAGAUUCUGAAGGACCAGCCUGCGGACCUCACGCUCGGGCUGCACACUUGUCGCGGGAAUUUCAAGGGAAUGCAUUAUAGUGGGGGAAGCCUCGACCGCAUUGCGGUGAAGUUAUUCAACGAUCUGAACAUCGACUGCUACUAUCUAGAGUACGACACUGAACGUGCCGGGGGUCUAGAACCCCUGCGACACCUUCCCCUCAACAAGACUGUCGUUCUAGGCCUUGUGACGACGAAGACAGGGAAGAUGGAAAGUGUAGACGAUAUCCGGGCACGCGUUGAGAGCGCGGUCGAGAUUAUCUCACAGGGCAGCCCAAAGCGGUCAAGGGAGGACGCUCUAAAUCAAAUUUGCAUCAGCCCGCAGUGUGGGUUUGCGUCGGUGUUUGAGGGUAACCCUAUCUCUGAGGAGGACGAGCGGAGCAAGCUGGGGCUGGUGGUCGAGGUAGCUAGGCAGGUCUGGGGGUAG